Eimeria necatrix is the source of this 1710-nucleotide messenger RNA. RefSeq lists its product as hypothetical. The record is from RefSeq and is a predicted model, not a curated record. The annotation marks the transcript as partial. NCBI's taxonomy places the organism in Eukaryota, Apicomplexa, Conoidasida, Eucoccidiorida, Eimeriidae. The transcript has 7 exons.
CCCCCCCAGCCCCCCACCUCCGCUGGACUGCUGCCACUGGUCCACUGGGGUGACCAGUGGUUCGCGCUGCUGUACAACGCCAGCGGGGGCAGCAAGGCUUCUUCUUUGACGGACUUCGGGGGCCGCCGGGAGUUCCGGGGCCCCCGCGGGCUGCUGCCGCGGGGGGGGCCCCCCGGGCCCGGGGGGCCCCCCAGGACCCAGGAAAGCCCCAGCGCAUGCACAGCCAGGGAGUUCUAUGAAGAGUCUGGACAGCUGUGGGGCCUGGGGCCCCUCACCAGCCCCCCGCUGCUGCCAGUGCCCACAGACGCAGCAGCAGCAGCAGCAGCAGCAGCAGCGCAGGCCCCCAGAAAAAGCAAAAAAGAGAAACGCAAGGACCAGCAGCAGCAGCAGCAGCAGCAGCAGCAGCAGCAGCAGCAGCAGCAGCAGGAUUUGGCGUCGGUUAUGUCUCGUCUUUCUUUGGGAAGUGAAGAAACCCCUUCGAACUGCUCACAAGGCAAAUACCUUCUAGAGCUAGUCCUCGACGAGUGCACAGAAGUGAGCAGCAGCAGCAGCAGCAGCAGCAGCAGCAGCAGCAGCAGCAGCAAAGGUAGCAGCAGCAGUCACAGCUGUACAGACACCCCAACCCAGCAGCAGCAGCAGCAGCAGCAGCAGCAGCAGCAGCACCUGCAGCAGCACAACCAGCGGCAGAGGCAGCAGCACAGCCAGCAGCAGCCGGAGAACCAGCAGCAGCAGCAGCAGGAGAACCAGCAGCAGCUGCAGCAGGAGAACCAGCAGCAGCAGCAGCAGCAGAACCUGCAGCAGCAGCAGCAGAGCCAGCAGCAGCAGCAGCAGCAGGCUGCUGCUGGCGGGAACACCCCGUCGAAUGUGCUGCAGCAGCAGCAGCAGCAGCAGCAGCAGCGCCGCCAGCAGCAGCAGCGGCACCUGCUGCUGCUGCAGCGCCUGCAGCAGCAGCAGAAGCAGCACGGGCAACAGCUGCAGCAGCACCACCGGCAACAGCAGCAGCACCUGCAGCAGCAGCAGCAACUGCAGCAGCAGCAGCAGCAGCAGCAAGAGCAGCAGCAGCAAAGCGCAAUUGACUUGGUGGUCUUGACUGCCGCUUGUGUCAGCCCCUACGGAGUUGUAGUUGAAGAGGACGAAGAGACCGCCGCUGCGCUGCAGCAGUUGAUGGAGACUGUCUCCUCGGAAAAUCCGCCGCCCGUCGCCGUGGUGGCCCACGACCUGCAGGUCAUCCACGACCUCAAAGCAGCAGGACCCAAACAGCAGCAGCAGCAGCAGCUGCUGCUGCAGCAACGGCAGCUGCAGCAGCUGCAGCAACGGCAGCUGCAGCAGCUGCAGCAACGGCAGCUGCAGCAGCUGCAGCAACAGCAGCCGCAGCAGCUGCAGCAACAGCAGCCGCAGCAGCUGCAGCAGCUGCUGCAGCAACAGCAGCUGCAGCAACAGCAGCCGCAGCAGCUGCAGCAACAGCAGCCGCAGCAGCUGCAGCAGCUGCUGCAGCAACAGCAGCUGCAGCAACAGCAGCAGCAUGAGCAGCAGCAGCAGACAAUCGGUGCUGAUCUGCUGCAGCAGCUAACUGCGUUGUCGCAGCUGCUGCAGCAAGAGCUCAAAAGCAGCAGCAGCAUAAUUGCUGCUGCAGCAAGUUACCCCAGUGCUCAUCUGCAGCUGAUCUGCACUCCAACCAAAACUUUGAUUUGCGAAAUAAUAAACAAAUAA